Messenger RNA from Microplitis demolitor, 1767 nucleotides. Its product is annotated as cysteine sulfinic acid decarboxylase. The record is from RefSeq and is a predicted model, not a curated record. Gene Ontology annotation, molecular function: carboxy-lyase activity; pyridoxal phosphate binding. Gene Ontology annotation, biological process: carboxylic acid metabolic process. The transcript has 8 exons. Bases 59 to 1564 code for a protein of 501 amino acids. NCBI's taxonomy places the organism in Eukaryota, Metazoa, Arthropoda, Insecta, Hymenoptera, Braconidae. Gene Ontology annotation, cellular component: cytoplasm.
CUCUGUUGGCUUAUGGUAUUUUUCCAACAGUCCAGUGUACUCUUAACUUGUUGGUAGAAUGGCUGAAGUAACUCCUGCUUCUGAAUGUUCUCGAAAAUUAAUAAGCAAUUUUGAUACUAAAAAACUACUUGAGGAUGUGCUGGAAAUACUAAAAGAUGAAAAGGUCUUUGAUACCACUGGUGAGUUUCCGGUGGUUGAAUUUUCACAUCCACAUGAGCUUCAGAAAAAAAUUGACAUCAAAUUAAAAAACGACGGAUCAAGCGGUGAGGAAAUUAAAGAUGCGGUCCGUAAAAUAGCGCAUUAUUCAGUAAAAACAUCAAACCCACAUUUUCACAACCAACUCUUUUCUGGAGUAGACAGUUACGGAUUGGCCGGCGCUUUGCUGACAGAGUGCUGCAAUACCAGCCAAUAUACCUAUGAAGUGGCGCCAGUGUUUCAAUUACUAGAACGUCAAGUAUUGGACCAGUCGUUAAAAUUAGUUGGAUAUCCGGGAUACCCAGAGUCAGAUGGGAUUUUAUGUCCAGGUGGCAGCAUGUCGAAUAUGUACGGCAUAGUAUUAGCACGAUACUCACGUAUUCCUGAAAUAAAAACCAAAGGUUUAAGUGGUUUGCUACCGCUGGCAAUGUUCACAAGUGACCUUGGUCACUACUCUAUAUCAAAAGCUGCUCAUUGGUUGGGUUUAGGAACCAACAACAUUUACACAGUAAAAAGUGAUGAACUAGGACGCAUGGACCCAGAGGAUUUGAAGAAAAAUAUAAAAGACGCUAGAACUCGAGGAACGAUUCCAUUCUUCGUGAAUGCCACUGCGGGGACAACUGUCGUUGGUUCUAUUGAUCCACUUGAGGAAAUUGCUGCCAUUUGCAAACAAGAAAAUCUCUGGUUUCAUAUCGAUGCGUGUCUAGGAGGCACUUUGUUGCUGUCAAAAAAAUAUCGCGACCGACUUAAAGGAGUAGAAUUAUCAGAUUCAGUGUCAUGGAAUCCGCACAAAAUGCUCGGCGCGCCAUUGCAGUGUUCAUUAUUUUUAGUUAAACGGAGGAAUUUGCUACACGAGGCCAAUUGCUCUGGAGCGACGUAUUUGUUCCAACAAGAUAAAUUUUAUGACGUUUCUUGGGACACUGGGGAUAAAAGUGUCCAAUGUGGAAGGAAGGUUGAUGCUGUCAAAUUAUGGUUAAUGUGGAAAGCAAGAGGCACAGAUGGACUCAGUUUAUCAGUUGACACAGCCAUGGACUGCGUUAACUAUUUUUUCAACAAAAUAAAAGACCGUCAAGGUUACAGACUCGUAUUUCCAAAAUACGAGGGCAAUACCAUUUGCUUCUGGUAUAUACCCCCAAGUAUGAGAGCCCAGGAAGAAACAGAAAAAUGGUGGGAAAAAUUGUACGCAUUAACGGCUAAAAUAAAAGAACUUCUGGUGUUAGACGGGCGAUUAUUAAUCGGUUACAGCCCGCUGUCAAGUAAAAAAAUAGGAAAUUUUUUUCGAAUGGUCGUUUGUUGUCAGCCGACACCGACCUAUCAAUCAAUGGAUUUUGUUCUUCAGCAAAUUGAAUUUAUUGCUCAUAAAUUAUAACCUCUAAUUUUUCUUCACUGACAUGAAGUCAUUACUGCGCAUGUCUCAGCAAAAACAUGGACUUCAUCAUAGCCAAAUAAUGGGAAAAAAGAUCAUUCUCUUGCGGAAGUACAAAAUUCAUUUUCAGGUCAAAAAUGAAUAUUUUUAGCUAAUUAUAUAUAUUACAUAAAUUUUGACAGGACUUUUGAGGAUAAUUAAAUGUU